Microdochium trichocladiopsis is the source of this 1973-nucleotide messenger RNA. RefSeq lists its product as uncharacterized. The coding region runs from base 213 to 1868 and encodes 551 amino acids. The transcript has 5 exons. Lineage: Eukaryota; Fungi; Ascomycota; Sordariomycetes; Xylariales; Microdochiaceae. The record is from RefSeq and is a predicted model, not a curated record.
CUACCGGGACAAGGAUUGACGCGGAGCCACCUCCCUCCAGGCUGCAGAGACACGACGAAGCACUCGCCGAGAUUGCAGACCUCCUCCGGAGCAUCAAGGCACACCAGCAGCCGCCCAUCAGCCUAGAGACGCGGCUCGAUGACGUCGCGCACGUCUAUGGCCAGCAGGCGGCGCAGCCGACGGCGUCCUCUGCCAGCAUCCCACGAGUGACGAUGCGCGAAGAAGACGAGUCUGCAAGGGAAGCAGAAGCGGGAGUCACCCUGCCGACGGCGCCUCUGAUGGUCAUUCGCGAUAUCGGGACUCGCUUCCCCGCGCCUCUGAAGAAGACGCGGCGCCCAACCACGGUCAGGAUCAUCGACGAGGGCCUACUGGACGAGAAGACUGCCCGCGAGCUUGCGGCCGCGUUCCCGCAGUCCGGCUACAAUUCCGUGUUGCUGCCAGAGAUUGCCGAGCUCGACUGGAAGGACGAAUACCGCGACGGGCUGCCGUUCUUGCACAGCGUGUGCUGUGUGCACGUCAUCGCUGACAGGAGAGAUAUGGCGCAGACGAUGCUGCACAGGAGGAUCUUUGAGAGAGUCAAGUUGGCACUCGGCACACUGCUGCUGGACUACCCGCUCAGUCUCGACGAAAUCCAGGGCAUCCUGAUGUGCACCGACAGCUUUCGUGUUGGAGCUGGAGAUGGCAAAGAGUUUAUAGACAGCUGGAUGCUCACGGGGUACUGCGCCAAGCAGGCCAUGCUGUGCAUCGAAUUCGACAGGAUAGCUCGAGAGACACGGCAAGGCAAAUCCGGGGCGGCAAAUGUGAGAGCCAUCCGGCUGUGGGCUACCAUAUGCCUGCACCAUCUUCACUGGACGGCUGCAUCCGGACGACCCUCGACCAUUACCGAGUCGUACCUGAAUUACUGCCCGCUGCUGCUUAAUUUCUAUGACGCCUCGGUACAAGACGGUAUUCUCCUGGCGGAGCUCUUUCUCUAUUCCAUACUACCUACCGUUCUCGAGAAGCCUCCUCAGUUGGACGUUGAUGGCGAUUGCAAUGAGUUUGCAGCAUGGAGACACGAAUGGCGGCAUCUGCUGGCUCUGCCAGCAGCAGCGCUUCUCAAGAUGGGCUACGCAUCAGCCUGUCUCCUGCUCGUCGUCCGCGGCUUGGAGCACCAAGGCGAACAACUCGGCCCAGCCGCGUUCCUCUCGAGACACUCUUCUCCAACCACAGACGACGAGAAGCAGCAGCAACAGCUAGUGCAGCAGCAACAGAUCGUCAACCUGCGCAGAGCAGCCGCCAAACACGCACACGCGCUCCUGCAGACUUUUCUGGGGAUGCCGGACACCCUGCAGGACUCUGUGUCCUCGAACCGCUGCCUGUGUCUGACGUACGGGGCGCUUGUGCUGGCGCAUUACGACGAGUCGCAGUCGAGUUUGUCGGAUAUGGACAAUCUGCGUCUGGUCCGGCGACUGCACGAGUGGUUCAGCAACAGCCCGAGCAAGGUCGUGCUGGCAAGAUUCACCAACCUGUGCGAGCACAUUAUUGUCGGCAGGCUUGAGCGGGCACGGACACGGGGUCCUGCAAAGGUCGGGGGUACGGGCGUUCCAGAUGGCCGAUAUCAGGGCAAGGACGGGACCGGUCUUGCAAUGGCACAUGGCGUGGGCUACAACUACGGCCCUCUGCCCGACGGCCGCCAAGUUGUGGCUUCGCAUGCAAGUAGUGGUGCAGCACUGACCGUGGACGGUGUGCCUGUGAUCGCGACCUUUGCGACCAGCGCCGAGGGUGUCUUCAACGCGGACCCGGAUGCGCAGGAGAUUGCUGGGCUGUUUGACAUGCUGCCGAGCAUCAACCUCGAAGACUUCUUCGCUGGAGGCUACCUGGAAAUGUGAGCGAAGGGGGCCUGCUGCCUCGAUCCUGGACACUAGCAUGCAGCAAAACACUACAGGCCGGCGACGGAGGCUCUGCAUUGCGCACAAGUCGAUUGUGUUUGCGCU